CCCACCGCGCGCCGCGCGGGCUCCGCACUCUCUCGGGAGGCUGCCCCGGCCGGCCGCGUCCCGCCCGUCCCCUGCGACCCGCCCGUCCCCUGCGACCUGCCGCCCGCUCCGCCCGACGGCGACAUGCGCGUCCCCGCGGUCCCGGAGGCCGGCGGCUGGUGCUUGGGGCCCCUGUUCCUCGCUCUCUUCCUGACCGACUCCCCAGCAGGUCUGGUAGCAGCCUUCAAGGUGGCCACGCCAUACUCCCGGUAUGUGUGUCCCGAGGGGCAGAAUGUCACCCUCACCUGCAGGCUCUUGGGCCCCGUGUCCAAAGGGCACGAUGUGACUUUCUACAAGACCUGGUACCGCAGCACGCGGAGCGAGAUGAAGGAGUGCUCGGAGCGCCGGCCCAUCCGCAACCUCACGUUUCACGACCUCCACCUGCACCACGGAAGCCACCAGGCUGCCAACACCAGCCAGGACCUGGCCCACAAACACGGGCUGGAGUCGACCUCCGAUCACCACGGCAACUUCUCCAUCACCAUGCGCAACCUGACCACGUGGGACGGCGGGCUGUACUGCUGCCUUGUGGUAGAGGUGCGGCACCACACCUCGGAGAGCAGGGUCCACGGGGCCAUCGAGCUAGAGGUGCAGAGAGGCAAAGAGGCACCGUCCAAAUGCAUUAUGUACCCGUUCUCCCCCGAGGACAGUGACAACAUCACAGCUGCGGCCCUGGCCACGAGUGCCUGCAUUGUAGGAAUCCUCUGCCUGCCCCUCAUCCUGCUCCUGGUCUACAAGCAGAGGCAAGCAGCCUCGCACCGCCGUGCACAGGAGCUGGUGCGGAUGGACAGUGCCAUUACCCAGGGAAUUGAAAACCCCGGCUUUGAGGUCUCUCCGCCUCCCCAGGGGAUGCCUGAGGCCAAGGCCAGGCCCCCUCUGACCUACAUGGCCCAGCGACAGCCGUCUGAGUCUGGGCGGCACCUGUUGUCUGAGCCCAACACGCCUCUGUCUCCUCCGGGUCCUGGGGACAUCUUCUUUCCAUCCCUGGAGCCAGUCCCAGACUCCCCACAUUCUGAUGUCAUCUAAGCCAGCUAGGGACAGUGGGCAAUGCUGGCUGGAUUUGGGCAGGUGCAUUGGAGCCAGGGCCGGCCCUGUGACUGGCUCCCUUCACCCUGGCCUUGGCUUGGCCUCCAUCCUCCUGCUUUGAGCCCAGACUCUGCUUUAGCCCCACUGCCUGGACCUUCUACCUUCUGGAUGCUAUGCAGGGGAGAGGAGAAGAUGCUGGAUUGCUCAGCCAUGCCCCAAGGAUGCGAGGGUGCUGGGUUCCCUGAGGCCUGAACUUUACCACCUACAGAUGCCAAACGACCUUCAUCCUAAGAAGUCCCCAGAUUUCCAGCUCUUUGUCAGCCUCUUUCCCUGAGAAAGGAGUCUUGGGUCUUGGCAGCACAGACAGGACAAGGUAGGCACUGGGCAGGUCCUUCCAGUGCCACCCUCCUAAGCACGAGACAGGGGAGCAGAGGAGGAGAGAUUCCUGCCCCCUGGGAUUGGCCUGGCUGCCCUGUCCCCUGCUCCACGGCUGCUUCUCUGUUGGCCUCACUCUCUGUACCCAUGGGGGCUCUGGAGCUGGGCCUGCCAGUCCCCAGCCACUGGGGCUCCUGGAGCUGCCUCCCUCUGGCAGUGUCUGAGGAUCUGUCAACAGGUUAUACAUCUAGGGCUCCCACUGCCUGCAUUCUGGUCCCCAGAGCUCAGUGACCAGAGGCUCUGAAGCAGGAAGUACAUAGUGGGCACAGUGGCCACUGUGAGCCAACUGGCAUCUUGGGCAAUUUGAGGCCAGGCCAGAGGUUGUGCCACCCAUGGCAGAUGGUCCAGAGGGAGGUGGGCGGGGCCUGCUGGGGAAGUGAGAGCAGAGUCCCGCCCUCCACAUCCCCUGCUCCAGGGCUCAGCAUGGGCACCAGUAAGGGUGACUGCAUAAUGUCUCGUGCGCGAGUACUAAAGGGGGUGCUAUUAAAAACUGUAUGGGCAACAGAUGCAAGCUGGCACAUGCAUUGGAAGCACCAGAUCUAUGUGGCUCUGGUUCUGAUGUGCAGAGCGCUGGGGACUCCUCCACUCCCAGCCUUUGGGCUUCUGUUCAGCUCUCACCUCGAGUUGGGGGUGGGACCAGGACAGAGAAGUGCUUCUCUCUGCUCAGCCCCUGGACUCUCCUACUGGAGUCUCCCAUGGCAGGGUGUGACCUGGGUUUGUUUUUGUAUCUCAUAAAGGAGCCCUCUGUGGAAAUGCCAUUGAAGGGUUUAAAGCAUGGGACAGACCUGGGGUAGAGGGUGGGGAGGCUGGGCACUUCCCCUCCAGCCCCCAAACCCUGGGCACCGUGGAGAGCAUCGUGCCGGUGUGGGCAUUCAGGGCCCCGCAGCCUCUGCUGACUCUGCAGAGACUGAAAACCAGGACUGCAGGCAAGGACUCAGGGCCAGCAUGCAGGUGGAGAAGGCUGCUAAGCCUAGGGCUGGGGCGGGGGCUGGGGAGGGGGAGCAGCUGGGGCUGCAGUCCCCAGCCAUGCCCCCAGAUCAGGCCCACUGGCAUAGGUCAUGGAGUGGGGCGCAUCUGCCGUGCCUGGAGCCGGGGCUGGGGUCCGUGAGCAGAGAGUGAGCACAGACCUCACGGCAGGAGGGACACCAAGUGCUGGCUCCUGCUUUGUGCCCAGAGUCCCUUCUUAUAUUCCACCUGCUGCUAUUACGCAGUACCCCAGAGAGAGCCAGCCGUUCUCCCAGCUUGUGGGGGCCCCUGGGCAGGAGUGGGGAGGUAACGUGUAUUUUUUGGCAGGACUGUGCUACCCUAGGGUCCAGGGACAAGCCACAGACCACUUUGGUCCCCCAGCUCAGGAGGCGUGUGGCCUACCCUCUGGGCAGGCUGGCAUGGGCAGGUUGUCUCAGGUGCAGAGACAAGUUUCUAUGAAUUUUGCUGCCAGACCCUGGGCCUGGCUGCUGUCGUGUGCAGAAGGGAGGUGGCCCCUGGCGGAACAGCCACCACACUUCCUGCCCUGCUUCCUCCUGCACUCUUCUGCUCUGACCCUUGCAAGUGAAUGUAUCUUGGGCUUCGUGGUUUCCUGUUUUCGGCGAAAUUUACUGAGCUCCAGGCUCCAUCUUCAUCCAUGACCAGGGCCCUGCCUGCUGCCACCCCACGGACACCGUCCUUGCUGCAGCUGGGAAUAGGCAGGGUACUAGAACAGCUCUCCAUGUCACCAGGAUAGCAGGGCCUCUGAGAGGCCAUCCUUGGUGGCUGUGGGCUGGAGGACAUGGGACUGAGUCAGGGGCAUGAACUUGCAGCUUCCAAGGCGGGACAGGCAGCCCAGGGCUGGGAGGAAGUUUGCUGUUUAACAGGGAGGCUCCCAGGGUACUGGCUUCCUGCCACUCUCAGUAGGCCCGGGGGGUGGGGCUGGGGGACAUCUAUGCCAUUAGGAACUUACUCAUUGUUACGAGAACAGUCAGGAACUGUGGCUGUCUUACCCAGCUCAGGAUAUUCACAUCCAGUUAAGGUGUCCUCGGGAGAAGCGGAGGGGCAGGGGCUGGAGGCUACCUUGGGAGAGGUUUGCUGGCCCAGGGGGUGCUGCUUAACACAACCUAGGGCCCCUGGUAGCUGCUGCUGGUCAGGGUGCCCCUGUCCAAUGGUGAUGGGCCCUACCAUGGGUGUGCAAAACCCCUGGGACCUGCAUCUCAGAAGACCAACCCUGGGGCUGCCCUCACUGCUGCCUGUCCAGAGGUAACCCCCCGCCCCCCAGCAGUUCAGGGCCUGGGGCAGAAGGCUGCUGCCUGGUCUUCCUCAGGGGGUGCUCCUGCGGGGCUAUCACUGCCCCUAGUCUGGGCACCGGAGCCCUGCCUGCUGCAGGAGGGCUUUCCGGGUGUCAGCUGGAGCCCUCUCAAGCUGACCUGGCCGUGCCUGGGACUGGGCUAAGAAUUGCUCAAGGAACCACAAUAGAUAAAAGAGGAACCGGCUUGUCUGCCAGGACACUGGGUGCAAAACUCUCUUGAUAAAAGUCUCAGCCCAGCAAGCAGCUGUCUGAGCUCACAGAGAGGACGGGCUGUCUGGACCACCCCUGCUUUGCCUGGUCACUUCUCUCCCCACCAACCCCUCACAAAUGCUGCAUCUGAGUUCUGGGAGGAUGGGGCCUUUGGACUUGAUUGCAGAGCUGAUAACUGAUCCAUAGCCACUGGGUGUUGGGCUGAACCAGGAUGUCAGGGCUCUGUUCCCGGACCACUCAUAUCAGUCAGGGCUGCUUCUGACUAUCUUGGGUUUCUCACUUCCUCUGGGCCUGGCAGGAUCUUCUCUAUGGCAAUGAUGCCCAAAGCUUGCAUAGGCCAGGGGACAGAUGCUUCAUUUUGUUUCUCAGUUCUGGUUUACAGGUAUGACCUCCUGAAAUAUAUGUUCAGAGGAAUUCUGAUGUAUUAAUAUGGCUUAGUGAGAAAGUGCUGGGAUCAGCUAGCAAUGCCUGCCUUGGGUGUAGGAAAGGAAGUGGCAGUAUGUGUGCCACAUCUUGGGUAUGGCUUCCAAAACUCUCACCUGUGUUACCUCUUGGAUUCCCCUUGCCCUCAGUCCUGGGAGGCUUCAUUUUCCCCAUUUAAUGCAUUGGGAAACUAAGGUUCUGAAAGACCUAUGUUUUGUCAAAACAAGUGAAUGGCAGGGUUAAUGCUUGGGUCUCCUGCUUCCCAGGCCUGUGCUCCUUCCCUUCACUGAAUAGCAUUAUAAGUCGGGGCCUGGCAAGGCCUUCACCUUGAAGCACACACCAGAGCCCUGAGAGAUGAAUCUGUGCCCCUAAGUCCAUGGUUCCACCUCCCUCCACACUAAAAUGCUAUUUGUGCCCUGCCUGACCUGAGCUUUCUCAUACACGCGUCUCCUUCUGCAUCAGCCCCCUGGUGGGAGGCCAGGAAGCCAUGAGACUCCUGGUUGGCAUGGUGCCCGUGCACCCUGCUUGCCUGCAUCAGGAGAUGGGGAAGGGAGAAUCCCUCGGGGACCACUGAGCUCCAGGGACUCAUGGAGAAACUCUGAAUGUGCAUUGUCCUGCAGCUGCAGGAUGUCCUGCUGGAAGCAGGGUGCGGGCAGGGCUCCGGGUUGCCCAUGCUGGGCGGGAAGGCCCCCAGGCAGGGAAAGGGCCAGGCAGGGGUUCCUGAGCGUAAGCCAGGGAAAACAGAAGCAGGAAGGAGCAGGCUGAACAACACAAGAACGAUCGGCACUAAGACAGGUGCUGAGCUGCUCAGGGCCAUGUAUCCAGUUCACAGACUAUCACGAGACCACCGCUGGGGCCUCGUGUAGCAGCAGUGAGUAGUGGGAGCUUCUCUUUUCCUCUGUGUGGACAGGUGACCUCUGUAGGUCCCCACAAGCCUGAGAAGCCAGUGUUUGUUAUCUGGGACUGCAUUUCUUAUUGGCUUCAAUUUGCGCGGCAGGGAGCCUGUGUCGGGCUCUCCUUCCCUUCCCAGCCCCUGCUGAGAUGCAGAAGGCUGGGGUCCAGCUCUGGCCUCCCUGCUGCCUCUGUGUCCUUCCUCUCUGGGCCAGCGCUUCCUCCCGCAGGGGCCUCCAUAGCCACUGAGACCUCUCUCCCCGAGUCUGGGCAUCCUGCCUUGGCCUGGAGCUCGCUAAAGGGCAGGAGCAGUGCAGUGACUUCCCCUGGCCAGUGGCAUUGUUCAUCACUGUGAGGCAGGCCUGGGGCUGGCCCGGAUGCCUCUUGUGCCCAGCUGUUCUGGGCUGGGGUGACACAGGGUGGAGACAGCCUGGGCGAGUGGCAGGAACGUCCGGCUCUCAGGAAAGUAGGGGGAGGAGCCAGGGAGAAAAACAGGGUGGGAGAGGACUCAGUUACAGGAUUUUUCUGGGCUUUGGGGAAGCUUUUGGCUGCAGAAUCUCAGGCUUCCUCCUGUAAGAUAAGGGUGUAAAUGACAGCCCUCUAGCAAACCUCCCUGAUGGCUGGCUGUAAGCUCCCAGCACUCUUAUCACAUUAGAGAGUCAACUCUGCCUCCCACACCAGCCCUGCAGGCUCAGGGAGGCAGCCCUGGGGCCAACUCAUCCCUGCCUAUAGCUCAGGCCUCCUCAGUGUUCUGUUGAAUGAAUGAAUGGGUGAAUGAUUCCUGCAUGCCCCUGUCCCCUGGGAGGGCUGCUCCUAUGGUCCCGCUUGGAACCAGGAAGGUCACAGCAGAUGGCAAUGAGGGGACAGGUGCAGGGACAGGCCUGUGGGAUUUCUCUAGACAGAUCUGUGCGGGCAGCAUGGCCCUCCUACACCACUAGACCAUAUGACCUUCCCUGGAGUCUCAGCGCAGCUGGCCUGGUAGCUCUGGCUGCUUCAGGAAGGGUUGGGAUCCUCCUUCCUCAAACAUUCAUCGAGAGAAAUCUUCCCAGUGGCAGAGAAGUCCCUUGCUCUGGCUGCCUCCUGCUCCCUGAGGACACACACAGCCCUGAGGGGUUCACUGCCUAGAGGUGAGGGUUGGGCCAGGGGAAGCAAAUCUUUAAGGGUCCAGUGUUCCUUGGAGACAGAUGCCAAUCAUGGCUGGGCCUCUGUCUGUCAGCUUCGGCCCCACCCAAGUCUGACAAGCAUUAGCCAGGAGCCACCUCCUCCGGAAAGCCUUCCCAGCCCUUCUCAGUACCCUGUCUGCUGCCGGAGGCCCCUGCAUGAGCAUUCUCAUGGCCUCUGUCCUCCUCAGCUGCUCUCCUUCAGGCCAGGACCAUGAUGUCUUCACCUCUCCAGUAUCUCUGGUGCCCAGCAAAUGGGCAUCCGGGGAGCACUGGCUGAAUGAAUGGAUGAGCAAAUGAAUGAUCAAAGGCAGCUUAGUGCUGUUUUCUCAAACUACAUUCUGUGAUCGCAGCAAUUUUUCACUCAAGUAUCUCCUGCAAAAUUCAAAUAAUGGAGAUUAUUUCCCCUGCAAACUGAUAAAGCCGGGACAAAGCAAGGAGGGGACAUAUUCUUUGUGAAUUAAUGUUUUCCUCCUAGGACUCUCUUUCACGUUGGCCCCUGGUGCUGUUUGCUUGUGUUAUAGUCCAGAAAGCCCAGGCCUGAGGCAGCCCAGGAGGCCACAUACGUGCUGCCCAGGCACUGGCUCGGGAGCUCCGUCCCACAUCCUGCCCACACAAAGGUGUUUGGGCCUUGGAGCAGCCCUGGAGAUAACCGAGGUAAGGCAGGCAGAUGCUGCCCACCUCUCCCUCUGCCAGGGAGCAGCACCCUGGGCCCUGCCUGAGGCAGGCCUGGAACAGCAGGCACUGGAGGGCUCAGCAGAGGGUUUGGCCAGCAGCUUGGAGCUCUGGCUAUGGGACCAACCCCACAUUUUCCAGGGCCUGCUUAGCCCAUGGCCAUCCUGUGGAUGGCCAGGGUGGGCUCAUCUGUCUCUAAUUCCCAUUAUUCUGGGGUAAAAGGAAGCCUGAUCUGGUCUCCACAUCUUAGGGUCUUAGAAACUACGUGCGUUCUGAUGUCUGCUUCCCCGGGGAGCCUAGGGCUGUGGGGGUGGGGGUGGGGCUGGGGGUGUGGCAGUGCUAUCAGUGCCUUCCAAUCUUUUCUCUGCCUCUUCCUUGCCAACAGAGUCCUGCUCUUGUUUGGGGCCGUAAUACAUCUGGCCCUGAGUAAUGAGCCACUUGUGACAAUGCUGUCCCCCAUUUUUUCCAACCCCCCAUGUAGGCAGCAUGCCCGUGUGGCCCACGACUCGCCAGUAAGACACCCAAGAACUCUGGGGGCUGGGUCAGGGAAAUCUUUCACUUUCCUGAUAAAGGGGCAGCAGUAACUGGCAUACCUCUUUAUCUUUUUUUCAUCUGUCUGCCUUGAGUGAAUCCUGACCUGAGGGCUGGUGCUACAGCAGCUGUUGUACAACCAUAAGAUGUGAACUCUGACAUGA
Molecule: messenger RNA, 7832 nt
Organism: Chinchilla lanigera (long-tailed chinchilla)
Lineage: Eukaryota; Metazoa; Chordata; Mammalia; Rodentia; Chinchillidae
Gene: Vsir
Product: chromosome unknown open reading frame, human C10orf54
Exons: 7
Coding region: 124-1065 (313 amino acids)
Biological process (GO): positive regulation of regulatory T cell differentiation; regulation of immune response; negative regulation of CD4-positive, alpha-beta T cell proliferation
Cellular component (GO): plasma membrane
Source: RefSeq, a predicted model, not a curated record